GCGACGCCGGCCAGGACGCCGUCACGUGGGAGGGCGGCUCCGCUGCGGCUGCGGCUGCCUCGCUCGGCCCGACCAGCGGCCGCCCCGUGGGGAGCCCGCCCGGCCAUGGCGACCCAUGGGCCGCCGCGCGAGACCCGCGACGGGCCAACAGUCGGGACCCCCGCCCAAGCCUCGCGACCUCGGCCCGGCCGGGCUCCCGGCGGCGCGGUGGCGAGUGGCUACAAGCGGGUAGACUGGGCCCCAGAGGCAGUAGAGAAACGAGGACCGUACAUCAUGACCCGAAUGCCUUCCAUCCAGGCCAAGUUGCAGAAGCACCGAGAUCUGGCAAAGGCUGUCCUGCGGAGAAAAGGCGUGAUGGGAGCCUCUUCACAUCAUCCCAGCUCUUCAGGGAAAAGGUCAGUGAAGUUUAACAAGGGUUAUGCUGCCCUCAACCAAAGUGCAGAUGAAAAUCUGGUGUCUCUCGAUUCAGACAGUGAUGGAGAAUUGGAAUCCAGAUACUCAUCAGGCUAUUCCUCUGCAGAGCAGGUGAAUCAGGAUCUGAACAGGCAAUUGUUGCAAGAUGGGUAUCACCUGGAUGAAAUGCCGGAUGAUGAAGAUCUGGAUCUUAUUCCUCCCAAGCCUAUGGCCUCCUCCUCCUGCACCUGCUGCUGCUGUUGCCUCGGGGAAGCAUUCUCCUGUACCGUCCAGUAGGCAGUGCCUGCCUGGGGGGACAACACAAGAGGGACAGUAGCCUGGGACCUCUAGAGCAUGGUCCUCUACUUCCCUGGUAGGCAGAGCUAUCAGCACCAGAUUCAUCAUUUAGGAAGGUCAGUGACUUGCAGGAAACUGCCACGGUGUUUCAGACCAAAGGCUCUGUAGGGCAGAGUUCAGGUGGGGAGUCCAUGGGACUGGGUAGGAGGGUUACCUACAGCUUCUGUCUGAUGCAGCAGUCACCUUGGGAGACAGGGAAGGAAAUGCAGGAUUUUUUUCUUAAGAAUAAGGGUAACAAAAUUUGUUUUGUUUUAGAGAAGUCAUCAACUCCUAUUUAUCAUUUGAGUGCAAUGGAUGUUGAUUUGACAUUCUCUAUAGGGGUGUCUUCUUUCUAGUGUAGUGUAUUCAGGAUUUUAUAUGGUAAGGUGAGGAAAAGGAGUUUGAGGCAGCUGACCUUAGCUAAGGAGUCUUUAAGGAGAAUUUUGGUCCCUUGGGAUUCUGAUAGAAGGAAGCUUCACUGGCCUUGGCAAGGCCCAAGGAAGCCAAAGUGAAAUGUGUACCUUCUCUGUAGCUGCUGCUGGUGGGCUUUCCCCUUCCCCUAAGCCUGGGUGAGCCCACUGCUUUGGCAGUGGCCCGCUGUAAUGACCAAUUUCCAAAUCCUGGGAGUUGUGAAGCUGCAGUGAUUGGCCAAGACCCCAUAGUCAGGUGCUGUGGUUGCUUUGCAUAGCUAGCUUUUCUCUCUCCCAACCUGCAUUUAUUUAUUUAUUUAUUGGGGUUUUCAGGUCUUUUGCUUUUGGCCUUGUUCUUGCCCAGCUCCCCAGUCUCUUUCUUGGGUGGAUGGCAUUCAGAUCCUGGGGGGGGAGGGGGGAGGAGGGGGCUGGCCCCCAGCUUUGGUGAGGAGACAGACCAGAAAUUUUUGUAAUUUUUGUUAAGAACUCUGGAGUCCUGGAUUGAGGAGGGCUGUCCUGAAGGGUUAGAAGACUGAUGUAUGUUUUAGCCCAAGGAAUAGAAAGUAGGAAUUGGACAAACCAGGGAAGCAGUCGUGACCAAAGAGGCUGACUAUCCCCAAGAUGGACUCUCCUGCCCUUCUGCUACUCCCUUCUUGAUGGAGCUUAGCAAGCCCUCAAGGCAAGCCCAAAGCCACAGAUGUUCUUAGAUUUUCAUUUUCACUCAGGAGUGGAGGACCCAGGUAUAACAUUUAGAUAGAAGACCUUGGGAUUGACCUUUGAAUUCUGUUUAGAUUCAACAGAUGGGCUCAGCUUCCCCCUAGGUUUUUAUUUUUCUAUUUGGUUAGUUUGUUUUGCCUAAGGCAGAGCUGUUUCUAGGAAGAAGGAGGUGUGUGGGCCGUGUGGGCCAUGUUGGGAGCUGGUGUGGGAUUGUGAAUGUACCAGUCCAAGACUCCCUUGGCUAUCUGGCAUCUUAGGGUCAUCUUCCUCACAGACCCUUUUCUUGAUAUCCUCCCCUUAGGCGAAUUUGGGGGACUCCAUGUACCAGGUUGGUGCUUGGUCCCCUAGUUCUGAAUAAAGAGGGAUGUUAAGGGAAUCAGGACAGCUGCAGAGGUGCUUCAGGAUCUCUGGACUCCAUUAAUCUGGUGUCCCACUGGCCACCUCAAUCUAGAGGAGAUCUGUGGGGCCUGCUAGAUCCAGACUAGACAAGAAAAAGGCAGAGGGAUUUCAGAGACAACCAAACACAAACAGAAACUUUGUUCUAUUUUUUUUGUCCUACUUUUGGUUUCAAUCUCAGACCCCUUUGGGGCAGUUGUUCACUGUAGUUGUUUACUUACAGGAUGUGUGUGCAUCUGUAUUCCCAAGUUGUUUUAUGGCUUAUUGUGUGUGUGUGUGUUUUUGCAAAGAAUGAUCAACAGAUGAGUAGGGAGGAAAAAAGCAUUGGAAGGAUGGAGGACAGGGAGGUCAUUAAAAGCACAGUUACUUUCUCUCCAUUAUGGAGUUUUUUGUGGGGUAACAGAAGGCCUUGAGUGAGGUUUAGACAAUCCCUCAGUGGGAUGAAAGGACAGAAAAGCCUGGAGUCCGAGCCUGUUUCUAGGCCCAGAACUAGGGUACUGUUCUGACCCACUCUAGCUUUCCCACUUUGGCUUUCCACCCCAGCUAUUUUUGAUUGUCUCAUUGUCAUGAAAAGAGCUUCUGAAGUUUCUGGCACUAAUGUCCAUCCUGCCUCACAGAUCACUGGAGGAUUCCAUUAUAACAUGCUGUAAAGGCUCUGGGUAGAAAUUGUAAGGGAGUGGCUGGCUGCUGAACAGUCUGAUCAACAAGCCAUCUGUCUGGAGCCACCAAGCUGCUUGGGAGCCAGUCUACUGAAGCCCACUAGUGACAGGGCUGCUUUAGGUCACUCACCUUCUGGUGCUUUGCAAGUGACAAUCAGUACACUUGAGAAAAUGGACAGGUUUGUUUUGGCUACUCAAUCUUGGGGCGGAUUUAUGUGGUGUACAUAAGUAUGUAUAUUCAGAGAUGUGUAUGGCUUAGAGUUUUCUAUCAUGAGCAAAGUUUAUAAUAUCAAUAAAUUUCUUCAUGCUACA
Sarcophilus harrisii (Tasmanian devil) is the source of this 3223-nucleotide messenger RNA. It is a transcript of the gene FAM219B, whose product is annotated as family with sequence similarity 219 member B. The coding region runs from base 106 to 690 and encodes 194 amino acids. The transcript is spliced from 6 exons. The record is from RefSeq and is a predicted model, not a curated record. Lineage: Eukaryota; Metazoa; Chordata; Mammalia; Dasyuromorphia; Dasyuridae.